Messenger RNA from Podarcis muralis (Common wall lizard), 1559 nucleotides. The record is from RefSeq and is a predicted model, not a curated record. Lineage: Eukaryota; Metazoa; Chordata; Lepidosauria; Squamata; Lacertidae.
AGGAACUUGCAGAUCGAGCGAGAGCAGAGAGAGCCCUUGAUAAUGCUCUUUCCAGGAGUUCCCUGCCUGGCGACCGAUGACGCUGCCUGGGCUCGGAGGCGGAUUGGACGCUCGCGGGGCGGAGAGGUGGAGUGGGCGGGGCUUUGCAGGAGUUUCUCCCGGGGCUGAGCGGAGAAAGUCCCAUUUGGGAGUCUUCGGGGGCGAAGAAGAGAGAAGGAUGGGGGGCUCCGGCGCUGCGCCUUUGGCCUUUGGGGGGCUCCUGCUGGGGAUGGGAGCGCUGGUGGUCUCCGCUUCGGAGGGGCUGGGCGUGGAGGCGCCUCCAGAGCAUUUCCUGUACAUGGGGAAGUUUGAGUGCCACUUCUCCAAUAGGACGCAGUGGAUCCGCUUCCUAGAAAGGCACUUCUUCGACCGGCAGGAGCUCAUGUACUUCGACAGCGACCGAGGGAAGUUCGUGGCUGUGGCAGAACUGGCGGAGUCCCAAGUCAAGAGUUGGAACCAGGACAAGGACUUCCUGCAGAGCAGGAAGGCCGCCGUGGAUUCCGUCUGCCGGUACAACUACGGGAUCUUUGAUCCCUUCUCCCAGUCCCGGCACGUCCAGCCCAAGGUGAAGAUCACCCCCACAGACAACGUUGAAUCUUCACCACACAACACUCUGCUGAUUUGCACCGUGAACCGCUUCUUCCCUGCGGGGAUCGAGAUCAAGUGGUUCAGGAACGGGAAGGAGGAGCCCAAAGUGUGGACCACAGACCUCAUCCGGAACGGGGACUGGACCUUCCAUAUUGAGGUGAUGCUGGAGACAAAGCCAGAACGUGGAGACGUCUACACCUGCCAGGUGGAGCACGCCAGCUUCGAAGGCCCCGUCACAGUCCAGUGGGAGCCACAGUCGGACUCUGCCAGGAGCAAGAUGUGGACGGGGAUUGUGGGGAUUGUGCUGGGGCUGGUCUUUGGGGCCACUGGACUCGCCCUUUACCUGAAAAACAAGAAAGGACUCAUCAGAUAGACUUCACUGCUUCAUCAGGAUCCUGGGAUGUGGAGAAGCUCUUUUCCUCCUGCCAGUUGCCCUCUGUCCUUGCUAAGAGGGUGGAAAUCUCCUUGGAAGGUGGAUGGAAGGAGUCACAGAUCAAGAAGGACAGUGUCCACCCCUCCCCCACCUCUGUUGCUUGCUUGUCAUUUGCGGAAAGUUUCGUUUUCUGUUUCCCUUUCCGCUUGUGGAUUGCAAGUUAUGGCAACCUGAUUCCUUCUUUGCACCUCUCUGCUAGAGAAUUUGUGCCUUGAAUCUCCCUGGAGGAGCCUGAGCUGUCCCUGAAAACAACCAUGAAUCUCAUCAGACUGCCAGGACUGGUCCUUCAAGCCCUGAUGGGGAGACUCACAACUGAAUUGGGGAGGCCUGCCAAGAAUCACAGGAGGCUGGUGAGGGGCAAACACUCUGGGUAGUUUGUUAUUUCACUUCAUAAACCUUAUACAUCACUUAAUUGUGGGGGGAAAGCAACACCUCAAAGUGCUAUGCAAAAAGAUAAACCAGGAGAAAAAUUGCCACAGUGCUUUAAAGCACAAACACA